AUGCUAAACUGCGGAUAUUGUUGUGAGCGCUGCAUCCCUUUUAUUAUCAUCGGUAAUGUCUCCAAUUGUCUUUUCGAUGAUUUUGGGUUUGAAGGUUGUGUUAUUCUGAACCGGAUUGACUUCCUAGAGAGGAUCAAACCCGACGUCUACAGAGUGGGAAGUGGUUACCGGUUCAAUCGGCUAGGCGUGCAGUGCACUAAUGAAGGAUUUUCUGGUCUUGAAUUUGCUUCUGGUAUUCCUGGGACCGUAGGUGAAGCUGCUUACAUGAACGCUGGAGCCAAUGGACAGGAGACUGUCGAUGCCAUUGAUAUAGUUGAGAUCGUUACAGUGGAUGGGAGGCAUCAAAUUUUGUAUAGAAGUGAUCUUGCCUUUGGGUACCGCGUGUCACCCUUUCAAGCGAUGCAAGAUUUGGCAGCUAUUGUGGAUGUAACAUUUCGUCUGUUGCCUUCAGCAUCAGCAAAGGAGCGUCAACAAGCAUACUUGAGAAAGAAGCGAUGGUCUCAGCCUAUGCGGGAACAAGCUACUGGAUCGGUGUUCAGAAAUCCUCCUGGCAUGGGAGUUUCAGCAGGGGAGCUUAUUCAGAAGGCUGGACUGAAAAGCUUCAGAGUUGGCAGUGCAGAGGUUUCCAAAGUUCAUGCCAACUUCAUCAUUACCGCAGCUCAAAUUCCCGAGAGAUGCUUGAACUCAUUGGCUUGGUUAAAGCAAGAGUUAAAAAGGAAUUUGGAAUAUAACUCAGAAAGCUUACCAACUCAGCUUUAG
Messenger RNA from Nelumbo nucifera (sacred lotus), 759 nucleotides. The record is from RefSeq and is a predicted model, not a curated record. Lineage: Eukaryota; Viridiplantae; Streptophyta; Magnoliopsida; Proteales; Nelumbonaceae.